Linum tenue is the source of this 274-nucleotide messenger RNA. Lineage: Eukaryota; Viridiplantae; Streptophyta; Magnoliopsida; Malpighiales; Linaceae. The record is from the annotation of a GenBank genome assembly.
CUCAACUUCGUCGGUGCGAGCCGAGACGGCCGAGCACAUCGGCGAUGAUCAAUUGCAAGAAUAUCAACAGUUGCAGAUUUACGAGAUGGAAGUCAUAAAGAGAGCACUGGCGAUCACGAUUCCUCUUCUCAAUGAGAAAAGCAUGUUGAUUUCCCAAUCUGCAGGUUCUCUGAAACGUGGACCAUGGAAUCGCUGAGAGCCCUUGGGUUACGGUACCUCUCCGAAGAAGAGGAGAUUCUGUAUUACGAUCCGGAGAGUAUGCGGGACAGACUCG